Anthonomus grandis grandis is the source of this 1767-nucleotide messenger RNA. It is a transcript of the gene yps, whose product is annotated as Y-box factor homolog. Gene Ontology annotation, biological process: regulation of gene expression. The coding region runs from base 101 to 1051 and encodes 316 amino acids. The transcript is spliced from 6 exons. Lineage: Eukaryota; Metazoa; Arthropoda; Insecta; Coleoptera; Curculionidae. Gene Ontology annotation, cellular component: nucleus. The record is from RefSeq and is a predicted model, not a curated record. Gene Ontology annotation, molecular function: nucleic acid binding.
AAUCGACAAGAUCAUUGAGAAACUGAGUUCAAAAAGGAGGAAGAAGUAACACCAAGGCGAGGCAGCGGUUUUAACAUCUUCCACCGGCCCGAACACCACCAUGGCUGAAACGGAGCAACAACAACAACCCCAAGAAGCCGAGGAACAAGCAAAGCCUGUACCGAAACAGAAGGAAGUUAUCGCAACCAAAGUAACUGGUACAGUUAAGUGGUUCAAUGUGAAAAGCGGGUAUGGUUUCAUCAACCGUAAUGACACUAAAGAUGAUGUUUUUGUCCAUCAAUCGGCCAUAAGUAAGAAUAACCCUAAAAAGGCCGUCCGUUCGGUUGGUGAUGGAGAAACUGUGGAAUUCAAUGUUGUAUUAGGGGAAAAAGGUAACGAAGCUGCCAAUGUCACUGGCCCCAAUGGUGAACCUGUGAGAGGGUCUCCUUAUGCUGCUGAUAGGCGUCGUUUCCGUUCAUGGUAUUAUCCUCGUGGACGAGGUGGUAGAGGAGGAGGAUCACGUGGUCGUCCUCAUGGCACAAGCCAAAGUGAAGGUGAGAAGGACGGAGCCCAAUCAGGCGGAGAGGGAGGACCUCAACAGCAGGGGCCGCCGCGCCGCUAUAGACCGAGACGCGGCAGAGGCGGUUUUAGAGGUGGCUUCAGAGGGGGAUACAUGAUGGGACCCCCAAGAGGUAUGUACGCGUAUCAAGGCAAUCCGGAGGAAAAUGGAGACGGAGCUCCGAUGCGUGGGCGUGGGCCGGGACCGCGUCGUUAUUUCCGACGCAACUUCAGAGGAGGCCGCGGAGGACCCGGAGGGCGGCGGCCCACGUCGCAGGACAGCCAGGGCCAGGGCGACCAGCAGCAGCCGCAGCAGGAGGGCGGCGGGCGUCAGGGGGGAGGCGGCAUGAGGCCGCGUUACCGCAGGCGGGGACCGCCGAGGCCCCGUAACGCCAACUCGCAGUCCGAGGGCGGCAACAACAGAGGCUCCCCUAAGCCCCAAGAGUCAUCUGCACCAGUAGAGAAUGAAGAGAGUCAGCCGGUGCAAAACACAACCACGGAAAGCACGGCUUAAGUGAGUGUGUGCCAGCAUUGACAUCACUAUUAAUUAAUUAUUUUUUAACAACUAGGGCGUGUUAUAAUAUGUAUUGUUUACUUCUAGCAGACAAAAGGCAUUUCAUUGGGAGAUCGUCGAUAAUUUCAGGGCACACGAAGUAACUUCCCCCUUUUUUUUGUUGUAAAUGAAUGGAUAAAUAAGAUAAUUAUUCUGCUUUCAGGAUGGUCUGCUGCCAAAACAAAACAUUUUUGAUACUUUUUUAUAAUCUAGACUAUGAUUUGUACUUGUCAAACCUGACUGAAAGCAGCGCUGCCAGAUCAUCGAUGAAAUGUCUUAAGACCUUAUGUCUUGCUGCAUUUUCAUAACCACUAUAAUUUGUAAACGUUUGUCAGCACUCAGUUUUUGUUGUGCUGGCCUUAAAAAAUCAAGAUACAACAUCUAACCAAAAAAUCUUUUCUUCUUUAAAAAUGGGGAGAUGGAAGAAAAAAAGAUUUAAAAAAAUUACAAAAAAAUCUGAAAAAGAGAAAAAAAAAAGAACAGACCGUUUCCUUUAAAAUUGUUUGAUAUGGGAAUUUUCUGAUAAAAUUUGUUUGUUUAAUUUGAAAUUUCUAAAUUUCAUGGUUAUAUUAUGGUUAGUUCCUAGUAUUUAAUUUAGAUUAUUUAUAUUAUUGUUUUUUUUUAUAAAAGUUAUUGUGAUCAAAUUGGUAAGCCGGAAAUAAAAAUCUGUUCUCAAA